UCGCGGCCAGGCCAGGCAUAGCAAUAUUCAUAUUUAGCAACAACAACAACCUUUACGAAAAAUGAUUGUGCCGCUAUGUAAACGGGGAAAAUGACGAAUUACCGGCAGGUUUCAGCUACAGCAGCAGGUGGAGACUUUGGACUGUGAUAAACAGGAUGCGGCGUUGCUUCUGUGGAUGUUCGACAGAUGGUGAAGAUGUUGUGAAUCUGUGGUCGUCGUUCAUCUGAACCUGCAUUUUCCUGUUGAACUGUUGUUUUCUUGGUUGAAUAAUGUAGCAGAAGGCAGAGCUGUCGAACCCCGUGGUCUGUUGAACUGUCGAUGGGGCUGAGAACAGCGCUCGGCCCCACCCUCGUUAGUCGAUCCUCAGACCUAUGUGCCGUGUUUGUCGUCAGCUGUGCCGUCACUUCCUCUGUUCCUUGUUUUGAAGUGAUUUGAUCGAUCAUGAACGGCUCUCUGUUGACCCCGCCUAGCCCGCGGGCCGCUAACUCCUCCCCCCUGCCCCCUUCCCCGUCCCCGUCUCCAUCACCUCCAUCGCCGUCGUUGCUGCCGCUGUCGCCCCGGCCGCCGCCGCUGCCUCCCCUGGUGAGCCCCCCACCGCAGGCCCACCCCUCCUCACUGUCAGACACCCCCACACCGUCGCCUUCACCCUGCCUGAGCUGGACCGAAUUCUGUGAGCUCCAUGCCCGUGUGGCGGCUGGCGACUUCGCACGUCACUUCAGGGCGUUCCUCCUGGAAAACCCCCACUACUCCCCCGACUCGGCCGCUGCCUUCUGUCGCCGUUUCACCGACCGCUUCGUUCGCCACUUUCAGAGUGAGCUGGAGGGGGCGCUGCCACCGAGCUGUGCUUCUGGGAGGGAAGAGAUGGUGAGCUGGGCUCCCCAGUCCGACGCCACCUCCCUGGAAGAAGAGGCGGUGUCGCCCCUGUCUGCGUCUGGGGGUGCGGUCCUCCCCGCCACACGGGCCUCGUCUAAACCACCCCCCAGUCGGCUGGUCCUGGAGAGCCGAAGCGGAGACAGGUUUCAGGAUUCGUACGCCCACGGUCAGGUCCUGCCCCCGUCGUCGUCAUCGUCGUGUUGCUCCUCAGUGGGCGGGAACAACGGGCGGCGCGAGGACCGGGGGGGCGUGGUGGCUCCUGGGAAUGGGGAGGCGCCGGUGGAGGAAGAGGAGGACAGCUGGUUGGGCGUGGCGUCGGUUGGGGAAGACGUUGAGCCAGAAGAGCGGGAGUCCACGGAGGUGGACCACACAGACCCCGCCCACACUCCUCAGAACACGUCCUCCUCUGUCACUCCUCCACCCAGUUCCAAAGGUAAUGGGACACCGAACUCGUCCAAGAACAAGCUGAAGAAGCGCUUCUCACUGCGGUCAGUGGGUCGCAGUGUGCGGGGCAGCGUCCGGGGGAUCCUGCACUGGAGGAGCUCGUCCAGCGACUCGGCCCAAAGUCAGCUGCCCUCCAGCUACAGCUACACCAUGGGCGUGCAGGAUGCCGCCGCCACCAAGAGGAACUCUGGGACGCAGCCACCCACGCCCACCUCCUCCAUGCCCGUGUCCCUGUCCAUGCCCCUGUCCCUGCCCCACUCGUCCUCAUCCUCGCUGCCCCCCUCCUCCUCCAGCAGCGCCACCUCCCUGUCUUUGUCUGAGGCCGCCCGCGACCGGAGGCGGAGCAACGGUGAAGGCGGCGAGAAGGAGAAGUGGAGCCACCGUCUGGAGAAGCUCCGCCUGUCCCGGUCGCCUCCUCCGGUCCUCACCUCUGCCUCUUCCACGCUGCCCCCCAGCAGCGCCGCCGCCGCCUCCGCCAUGGGACCCCCGAGGAAGGUGGGGCGGCUGGUCCGAGAGGGCGGGGUCAGCGUCAGCUCGUCCAGCGACGAGCUGAGCAGUGGCCACGCUUUCUCCGGCUUCUCGUUUGGUCUGCUCCAUCAUGGUACGGACAACAACAACGUGGCCUCGGCUCCGACCGCCGCCACCCCGGCCGGGCCAGCGCAGCCUCUGGGCAGCGGGGGCAACGUCCCCUGGAGGGGGGGCCGCUGGCACAAAUGUCGACUGGUCCUCAGAGAGAGGGACCGGGAAGGAGGGGACAGGGGGGAGGAGUACUACCUGGAGUUCUUCAUUCCACCCAAAUCGUCGAAGCCCCGCCUCACUGUCCCCUGCUGCUCCAUCGUGGAUGUGAGGAGCACCACGGCGCUGGAGGUUCCCGACAAGGAGAACACGUUUCUACUGCAGCUCGAAGGUUCAGCUCAGUACGUGAUUGAGACCCGGGAUGCGGUUCAGAUGAGGGCGUGGCUCAGCGACAUCCGCAACGGCAUCUGUCUCAGUGAACAGGAGGAUGCUGAAGGUGUGUGUGGAGGACCGCUGGAAAUCAGUGGGACGCCUGAGAUUGUCGACCGUUUGUCACAAGUGUGUUACGGGGGAAUCGGAGGCUCCUCUCCGCUCAUGGAUCCUCUUCCGCCGGAGCUGCCGCCUCGAGCCCCGCUGGACGAACCUGACGGCCGGAUCCUAGGAGGAGGCGGGGCCAGUCUGGGCACGCCCUUCGCUGAGACGCCAGACGCCACAGGGUCCUUCCUGUUCUCCGAGGUGUCGUCAGCCGAGGCGGUGGAACAUCCACUCAGCGAGUGUCAGUGGUUCCACGGAACAUUGUCCCGUCUCAAAGCCGCCCAGCUGGUGUUGGCGGGAGGCCCGGCAAGUCACGGCGUCUUCCUGGUUCGACAGAGCGAGACGCGGCGCGGGGAAUACGUCCUGACCUUUAACUUCCAGGGAAAGGCCAAGCACCUCCGCCUGUCCCUGAAUGAGGACGGCCAGUGUCGAGUGCAGCACCUUUGGUUUCAGUCCAUCUUCGACAUGUUGGAGCACUUCAGGGUCCACCCGAUCCCUCUGGAGUCUGGAGGAGCCUCCGACGUCACGCUCAUCAGCUUCGUGGGCGCCACCGCCGUUCGCCAGCCAGACUUGACCAGCAGACCCCGUAGCCCUCCUCAGCCGCCUCCUCCUCUGCCCCCAAGUCGACCGCCGCCACCGACUCCGCCUCAGGAACGGGGAAACUCCGAUCCAGAGCUGAUUGGAGGAGGAGGAGGAGCCAUGAUGCCGACAACAGCAGCAGCAGCAGCAGCAGGAGGAGGAGGAGGAGGAGGCGGCAGUGGCAGCGGAGGAGGAGGGAGCGGAGGCAGUGGAGGUGGGAGUGGAAGUGGAGGAGUGGAGGACUGGGAGGACAGGGACAGGGACACGCCCCUCCGUCAGCUGGACGCCGUGGAGGGCGAGGAGCGUGACGGAGCAAGAGCACCCCGAGCCAUUGAUAACCAGUACUCCUUCUUCUAAUGAAGGGAAGGAGGUGAAAAAAGAAGAGGAGGAGGAGGAGGAGUGUUUGUGUGUCUGAAUGUGAGUGUGUGAGCGUGUGAUUGGAUGAGGCGGCGUACAUCAUAGCCAUUCAUAACCAGUAUUUUUAUUUUGUUAGCAAAGCAGAGGCGGAGCUGUGGAGAAGGAGGAGGAGGAGGUGGAGGAGGAGAGUAAAAGUACUAACACUAUAGGAGAGACUAAAGGAGAGACGGGUGAGAGCAGCUUUACAACACUAAACUAGCGGUACACUUUGUUUUUAAUGGUAGUCAGAUAAGCUUCGUUUUUUGCCGGUAUGCCUCACGGAGGGCUCCACCCCCUUUGGAGAUGCCCGUGACGCCAGCAGCCCUGAUACCUCACAGUGGUCCUGCCAAAACCGAACACGCCAACCCGACGCCAAACGUACGUAGACGCUUCUACUGGGGCACGUAGACCCGGACCGUUAGCAUCCGCUGGGGUAGACCACGUCACAGCAAAUGCCACAUCACAAACGCCACGCUGCUAAUGCAACGCCUCGAAUAUAACCAGACCAGCUACCAGUUCACAUUUUACGCCUCUGGUUCCUUUGAAUCCAAGUCAGUGCAUCUGUGGUUCAGGUUACGUCUCUGACUGAAUCACAGAUGAAACAGAGUAUCAAAAACAGCCUGUAUCUGCUGCACUGAAGUCUGUACAUUUCACCAAAACUCUGAAGGAUUUUAGGAGUUUUUGCUCCGAUUUUUAGCUGAAAACUACAACAGCGAAUUAGUACCACAAAGAAAAAAUAAAAACACUAUCACUACAAGAAUAAAGUCGUAGUAAUAUGAGAAUAAAGUCAUAGUUUAA
Molecule: messenger RNA, 4140 nt
Organism: Sphaeramia orbicularis (orbiculate cardinalfish)
Lineage: Eukaryota; Metazoa; Chordata; Actinopteri; Kurtiformes; Apogonidae
Gene: sh2b1
Product: SH2B adaptor protein 1
Exons: 10
Coding region: 442-3303 (953 amino acids)
Biological process (GO): intracellular signal transduction
Cellular component (GO): plasma membrane
Molecular function (GO): transmembrane receptor protein tyrosine kinase adaptor activity
Source: RefSeq, a predicted model, not a curated record